Molecule: messenger RNA, 633 nt
Organism: Colletotrichum lupini
Lineage: Eukaryota; Fungi; Ascomycota; Sordariomycetes; Glomerellales; Glomerellaceae
Exons: 3
Coding region: 1-633 (210 amino acids)
Source: RefSeq, a predicted model, not a curated record
AUGAACCCAUCAUGCAGCACAUCAUGGCACAAUCCCGCGCUUGGGCAGCCAUCUGGAGCCUGUCGGGAAGCAGAACUGACCAGACACUCAGACAUUCGAGGCUUGUUGGUAGGUGUGGGAGGGGCAAUGUGGGCGGGCGGCAAGACACUGAGACACCAGGCCAUUUUGCGACUCAAGGCCCUGGUACAGAACAAAAUCUGCAUUCCCGUACUGCUUAUUUUUUACUGCGUUGCCUCUGCCAUGUUAUGGCAAUGGUUGGGACCGAUGGUGUCAAAUGCAGGCGGAUACAGCGGCAGGCCAGAGAGUAAGGAGGUCCUUCCCUGGACGGACCAGUCCAGAGACCCGUCAGUCGCCAACCCAGAGUUGUCGAUGGCUCCACGGAACUGCAAGGUCCCCUGGAGGAUUCUCACGUUCUGCUGCUACUGUAGCUCUAAAACGUGCGUCAAGUCAUCUCUAUCCCGUACUCCGGAGCUGGGUCUCGACGUCUCUAAAACACUGGCCCGGGCUAGUGCUGGGCUGUGGCCCGUUUGGGUCCUCUUGUUGUUCUCCGUUGCUGAUCCCAGCCACUCUGCAUCUGACCUUAGCUACCUAAGGCACGUUGGGAACUCUGGGUACUUGGCUUUACUAGUGUAG